AUGGGCUCAGCGUUAGGCACCCAAGCACCGCCUAAAGAAGCUACCGCAGUCCGCUGGACGAAGCUGUCGCCCAACUUGUCCUCCCAACGCAACGUCAUCAACCUUGAUUGCACGACAACGUCGGAAGAAGCACGAACCCGCGGCAUUGCGACCCGAGAGCCCUACCUCAGCCCAGGAGGUAGAAUGGUGAGCCAACCGCAGAACCCAAACAGCAGCCACCCGCGGCCGCUGUUCGGGGCCGAGCUUGAGGCAAGACCCCCUGAUGGCAACCUAGUCUUUGAAAUGAGUGGGGAGUCGGCACCUUCAAAGGACAACAACAACAACAACAACAACAACAACCCGAAUAAUAUAUACCCGGAGAGGAAGGAGACAGGCCCCGAUUCUCAGGCUCAUCCGUGGCCGUUCUACCUGGAUGAGCAAGGUCAGAGGCGACCGAUCAUGGACGAAGCCGGUAGAGCACAGGCUGCGGCCAACGACGAUGAUGAUGCCGUGCCUGCUGCAUUGGCGAUUAAGUUCGCGGGGCGUCCUGUGGCCUCCGAUGCUUCUGCAGAGGUCCGGCCUCUUGUGAUGAGGCCCGCCAGUCCAGCCGAAACAGAGUCCUUUAUCCCGGCGCCGCUCAACAUUUCUCGACCUUCGCAGUCAUCACCGCCUCCACUCUCACCCAAGAAGUACAAGCCCUAUCAACCGCCAACUUCUCUGGAAGAGCCAAAGUCGCCAUCGAUUGCUGGGCACCCCAAGCAUGAGCCAGGCCAAGCCUAUAGGCCGUACCGUCGGCCGUCAUAUGAUGAAAGGCCGUCUGCGAGCGCUGCUGCCGUUCCGACCGCGGCACCUGCAUCAGGCUAUGGAAUGGUUGGGAGCGCUCCAACUUCGCCAGCGCCCUCAGCUCAACCGUUUAGAUAUCCAUCUCCUGCGGGCAAGGAACAACAAUCUUUGGCAGCCGUUCCACCUACGGCGUCUCCUAAGAUACCUGCGACAGGCUCGCCCGCUCUAGGGAGUAGAACACCGUCUCCUUCUCUCAGACCUUACCAAGCCCCAUAUUCUGAAUAUGAGGUAGGCAACCCGGCCAACCAGUCACCUCCACCGCCCGUUCCGCUCAAGACUCGCCCUCCCGCCGUUGAUUCUAGCGCUCACCAGGAGGCCGGAGUACAUGUUGGACAGCAAGGAACUCCUCCUGUUCCUCCUAAAAGUUCAUCUCCUCCACAGCCUGCCGAGAUAGUUCUAUGGCCACACCCACCGGCUUCUGGCCCAGCUAAGGCAACGGCUCAACCUCCAUCACCAAAUCCACUUGUCAGUGGAAGUAGUCCGGGACCUUCGAAGCCCACGAGCCCGGCUCCGGGCCAGGUUGCAUCUUUUAUUCCAGACCCAACUCCUAUCCCGGUUGAGACUAAACCUCCUCCUGUUGCUGCCCCGACCUUUCAACCCAGUCCCCUACCAAGUCCCCAACCCAGCCCUCAACCUGCCCAGCAGUCAAGUGCUUUCAUUCCGCAAGCAACAUAUGCUUCCGGCAGUGGUCAGAAUGCAGAAGCAUCGGCGAGGCCAUCGAAGUUCCCUCAGUUUCCGGAAGUCGACCAUUCCGUUGACUCGGAUCCGCCACCUCCUUAUAUGCUGACUGCAACACAUGGCUCCGGUUCCCAUUCUGUUCCGUCCGAGAAACCUUCGCUGUUCCCGCCUCCGCCGCAGAUGGCCCCCCAUUUGCCUCAGACCGAUUUCCCUACUCAGGCUACCUAUGUUUCUCAGAGCCAGCCAUCAUCCCCGUUACCUCCUCAGACUUUCUCCUCUCCCUACGGGCAGCCUCCUUCUCAACCACCGCCUUCUCUUGGCCAACCACCAACGCAACCCCCUCCUGGACAGUCUCUUCCAAAUGCAGGCCCGUCUCCGCAGGCUCCAUCUUCUACGCAAGAUGAUUGUCUUCCGCCACCCGGCCCACCACCUUCGCAUACGCAAUACGCAUACACCCCUCUCCCAGGCCAGACAUAUCAUGUUCUUCAACCUCCCCCACCUCUCCCCCCCAGACCUAGCACCUCUCAUGCGUAUCCUUCGGUAGGAUUGAGCACCAACCCAGUCUACUCGACGGCUUACCCCCCUCCGCCGAAGACCCACUAUGUAGCCCAACCCCAAGCAAUUGCUGGGCCAUCACACUCGUCAAGUUCUCAACGCCCGGCGGGGGGGAAGCUGUUUGGGAGUUCAGUUGCCAAGAAAUGGCUUGACAAAACAAGCCAGGUAUUAGAGAACAAGGUUGAAGAGAUUCUCCAGAACCACCCUGACCCGAGAUUCCGACCUCAGGCAAAUUCCAACCAUGCGCCGCAGCAGCCGCAAUAUGCGUCUCAACAGCCUUCUGGGCAAUAUUACAGCAACACCGGUUCUACCACACCUCAGCCUCAAUGGCAACCCCCGCGCUCAGGUCCACCGUCCUGA
Messenger RNA from Clonostachys solani, 2415 nucleotides. NCBI's taxonomy places the organism in Eukaryota, Fungi, Ascomycota, Sordariomycetes, Hypocreales, Bionectriaceae. The record is from the annotation of a GenBank genome assembly.